AUGUCUACAGAACUCUCCCUGCCACCUUAUACUGACAAGGCCGGCGAAGUGAAAGACGGGGCAGUAAAUCAAGCUCUGAGCUUUCCCACUCAAACAUUAAAACGACAAGCCACUGUUCCCCCAUAUGUCGAUAACGACAAUUUCUUUUUCAAACAUGACCAAGCCGAGCUAUGCCUAAUGUUCACUAGUGACUGGAGGAAAGCUCAAGCGUGUAUGGAGACCCGCAAUGAUUUGUGGGCCAUGUAUUUCCCAGCUUCCAUGAAUCUCGAAUACGAUGGUGAACUGGAAGCUCGACUCGUUCAAGACCUGAGCGACUGGUCUUUCCUUCCGUCCAUCGAUGCCCCUCUUGCUCGGUUGGGGCUUCAAGCUGCUCGUCUCUGUUCAGUCAAAUCAUCAGUAUCCUAUGAGCGAAGAGUUUUGCUUCACCGCCAUAUAACAUGGAUAUUCUAUAUGGACCAAGUCAGCGAGAAGCUUGCCACCUACGACUUGCAUUCAACAGCGGGCACGGCCUAUCUUGAGAAUCUCAAAAGUGUCCUCAAAGGAGGUCCAGUUACGGAUAUGACGAAGUUCAGGGGGUCAUGCCCAGACGCUCUCAUCGACAACGCAAUCAACGCCCAGCGCAUCUUAUCCGAAGACUUAAUGCCGCUCAAGCGGAAGCUUCUUUCGCCACAGCACCUCUCCGUGUGUGUAGAUGCUCUUGACCUCUUUUUUGAUACCCAGAAGGAAGAAGGUCAAAGUUUCUGUGUUGAACCGACAUUGCAAGAUAUUUAUAAGACGAGGGCCUUCACAGUCGGAACCAUGGUUCCUUUUAUUCUUUUCCUUUCAUCCGAGCAGGCUGAGCUCUUCACACCUGAAGAUCCGUGUCUUAUUCAACUCUCGGUCAUGGCAGCUCUUUGGAACGACAUGCUGGGAAUUUUCAAGGAUCUAAAAUCCCUCGCCAAGAAAGAUGAUGGUUCUGUCUACUUAAACUUCGUUCGAGCGAGUAUGAGAGAUCAGAACCUGACUGUCAGAGAUGCUUUACAUCGCUGUGGUCAGCGAUUGAACAAUUUUAUUUAUGACUUUGAAUUUUUUUCAAACUCAUACCGGCCACUUCGACGUCAGUUUUACCACGCCAACAUGGAAUUUACCUUUAUGUACUUUGACUUUCAUUUGAUGGGAUUACAAGAAAGGGCCAAUGAGCGCUAUGGUUGGAAAAUCAUGAGAUGA
Messenger RNA from Penicillium verhagenii, 1206 nucleotides. RefSeq lists its product as uncharacterized. Lineage: Eukaryota; Fungi; Ascomycota; Eurotiomycetes; Eurotiales; Aspergillaceae. The transcript has a single exon. The coding region runs from base 1 to 1206 and encodes 401 amino acids. The record is from RefSeq and is a predicted model, not a curated record.